Molecule: messenger RNA, 1132 nt
Organism: Vitis riparia (riverbank grape)
Lineage: Eukaryota; Viridiplantae; Streptophyta; Magnoliopsida; Vitales; Vitaceae
Product: LOB domain-containing protein 4
Exons: 2
Coding region: 215-742 (175 amino acids)
Source: RefSeq, a predicted model, not a curated record
UUUCUUCUGAUCUCUUUGUUCCUUUCUUUUUGCCCUUGUUUCUUUCUCUCUUUCUUUCUUGCAGCUUCUACUCAUAAGCCAGGUCCUAGUUUUGUCCCUUUCCAGAGCCAAAGUGACCUACAAAAUAAGGGUAAGUUGUCCUUGGCUGCUUACCCUAAAAAGAGAGAGUAGGGUGGAAGGUGGAGGGUGGAGGGUGGAGGGGUAGGGUUUGAAGAUGAAGGAGAGUGGUAGGAAGCAAGGUGCAGCCUCUCCAUGUGCAGCUUGCAAGCUUCUUAGGAGAAGAUGUGCUCAGGACUGUGUUUUUGCUCCUUAUUUUCCUGCAGAUGAGCCCCAAAAGUUUGCUAAUGUCCACAAGGUUUUUGGUGCUAGCAAUGUCAACAAGAUGUUACAGGAGCUGCCGGUUGAGCAGAGAGGAGAUGCAGUGAGUAGCAUGGUGUAUGAAGCAAAUGCAAGGGUUCGGGAUCCGGUUUAUGGAUGCGUUGGGGCCAUUUCAUCACUGCAACAACAAAUUGACUUGCUCCAAACUCAACUGGCCUUGGCUCAAGCUGAGGUGGUGCACUUGAGGGUGCGGCAGGCUGCCUCUUUAUCCACUACUCGUCAUCCCAUUAGCCCUUCCAACAGUGCUGCUUCCCCCUCCCCCUCGUCCAACUUCAUGCCCCCUUCACAUACUAAACCAUUUUUUGAAAUGGACAUGGUUGUUGACCAUGAUAGCUUGGGAGAGUCUGUGUGGUACCCUAGCUAGCAACCUACCUACCUACCUACCUUUCCCAAUCUCUCACUAUGCUUUUUUUUUUUUUUUUUUACAUAUAUAUAUAAUAUAUAUAUCGUUACUCUUAGAUUUUGUACCCCAUCUUUCUUCCUUUUUUUUUUUGUCUCUUUAUAUCUGUAUGUCUCCAUUUCAAGAUCCUUACUAUACAUCCACAUUGGUGGUGGUGGCUGCGGUGGUGGUGGCGGUGGCGGCAACGGGCAGCCGCGAUGAUUGAUGAUUGAUGAUUGAUGAUGGUAGUAUUAGGAGGCAUUUAUUUAGGUUUGAAAAGGGUGGUCUUUGUCAUUAACAAUAUUGUAAAUAGGUUAUAACUUUAUAUGAUGGGUAAUUAAAUAGUGGAUUGUGAACAUUUGACUUCCCAUUGAA